CUGAGGUGUUACAACUCAGUCUGUUAGAGGUACUUGGUCUGGACAGAGGACACAGCUUCAGGCAGUAUGAGGACUUUUAAGAAUAUGUUUAUCAAUCUCAUUCAAGUCCGACAUAUGAUGUCAAAACCAAAAUUUCUUAUUGAAGAAUCUUCAUAUUCAUUCCUACAAGAGCUAGGUUUACAGAAAACAAACCCAGGAGUUUACAAUGGAAAGUGGACUGCUAGUGGGGAGGUUGUAACUUCAGUUUGUCCAGCAAAUGGGAGACCUAUAGCUGAAGUUCAGCAAGGAAACAUAAAGGACUACAAUGAGUGUGUACUUGAAGCUGAGAACGCCUGGCAAAUAUGGGCUGAUUUACCAGCACCCAAACGUGGAGAAAUUGUACGGCAGAUGGGAGAUGCUCUAAGAGAAAAGCUGAUACCGCUAGGAAAAUUAGUAUCUCUUGAAAUGGGGAAGAUACUGCCAGAAGCAAUUGGUGAAGUACAAGAAUACAUAGAUAUAUGUGAUUAUGCCGUUGGUCUGUCACGUAUGUUUGCUGGGAAACUCUUUCCAUCUGAGCGUGAGGGACAUCUUCUGAUUGAAAAAUGGAAUCCAUGGGGUGUUGUUGGAGUAAUUAGUGCGUUCAACUCUCCUGUAGCAGUAUAUGGUUGGAACAGUGCUAUUGCCAUGGUAUGUGGAAAUGCUUUGUUGUGGAAGGGGGCUCCAACAACCCCUCUUGUAUCUGUUGCUACUAGCAAGAUCUUAGCAUCAGUAUUAGAAAAAAAUAAUCUUCCUGGUGCCAUUUGUUCUUUGUGCACUGGCGGAACUGACAUUGGACAAGCUAUUGCAAAAGAUACUAGGCUGCCACUGGUAGCAUUUACUGGUAGCACAAAUGCUGGCCAAAAGGUUGCAUUGCAAGUGCAAGAAAGGUUUGGUAAAUUUAUACUAGAACUUGGAGGAAACAACGCUAUUAUUGUAGAUGCAGAUGCUGAUCUUGAAAUGGCUGUCCGCUCUGUGUUAUUUGCAUGUGUAGGCACUGCAGGACAGCGCUGUACGACCACCAGGAGACUGAUUCUCCAUGAGAAGAUCUAUGAACAAGUAUUGCAGCGACUGAAAGAAGCCUAUGCUCAGAUUAUUAAAAAGAUGGGAGACCCUCUGCAGGAAGGUGUUUUGUAUGGACCAGUACACAGCUCCCAGACUGUAACUGCAUUCCAGAAUACCAUUAAAGAAGCACUGGCAGCUGGAGGUACAAUUGAAUUUGGUGGAAAUGUUGUAGAUAGACCAGGAUUUUUUGUUGAACCAACAAUUAUAACGGGACUGCCACAUGAUGCCAGUGUAGUGCAAAAGGAAACAUUUGCACCAAUUGUCUAUGCCCUGAAAACUGCAAAUGUUGAUGAGGCAAUAAAAUGGAAUAAUGAAGUUAAGCAAGGUUUAUCAUCCAGCAUUUUCACAUCAAGCCUGGAAACUGUUUUUUCAAAGUGGCUUGGGCCAAAAGGCUCUGACUGUGGGGUCGUGAAUGUGAACAUCCCAACAAAUGGAGCUGAAAUUGGAGGAGCAUUUGGUGGGGAGAAGCACACUGGUGGUGGCCGUGAAUCUGGUUCUGAUUCCUGGAAACAAUACAUGAGGCGUGCUACUGUGACUAUUAAUCACAGCAAGCAGUUGCCUCUUGCUCAGGGCAUUAAGUUUGAUCUAUGAAACAUAAUAUGUGUAAAAUGACCUCCAUUAACAGAUGUUUGAAAAUUUCGUAUUACGAAUCACAUCCAAAACCUAUGACUAGCCUCUUAUAAAAUGAAAACAGGUUUGUCUUGAUAUGAUAACUUUUGUUUCAUUGAAGGAAAUAUUUCAUUUGAUAAGUACUUUUUUAUAGGUACAAGGUGGGCAAAAUAAAACCGUCCUGGAAAUAUUUCAUGCACGUUAAGAUAUACAAUAAUACUCACAUCAUCUACAAUUGGGCUGGACAAUGUAAGAUAGGUUGUCUAUAUUAAGGCUCAUGGAAUAGUUUUCUGGGUGAGUUUUAUUUUUUCUAACCUUACUUUGAAACUGAAACCAGAAAACAUUUUAUAUUAUGUACACUACAAUAGACUGAUAACAGGCAACUAUGUUAAAUUGGAAUGAGUUACUAUGGAAUACAUUCAGAAAAUAAAGUUUAAGUGAUUGCCUAAAUUAA
Messenger RNA from Schistocerca cancellata (South American locust), 2143 nucleotides. Its product is annotated as alpha-aminoadipic semialdehyde dehydrogenase-like. NCBI's taxonomy places the organism in Eukaryota, Metazoa, Arthropoda, Insecta, Orthoptera, Acrididae. Bases 67 to 1671 code for a protein of 534 amino acids. The transcript is spliced from 8 exons. The record is from RefSeq and is a predicted model, not a curated record. Gene Ontology annotation, molecular function: aldehyde dehydrogenase (NAD+) activity.